Messenger RNA from Camellia sinensis, 2717 nucleotides. Lineage: Eukaryota; Viridiplantae; Streptophyta; Magnoliopsida; Ericales; Theaceae. The record is from RefSeq and is a predicted model, not a curated record.
UUAAGACUACACAUUAUAACGUCUCCCAUAAGUCUAUAAUUAUUUAAUUUAUAUAUGGAGUUACAUAUAUACUUCCAAACUCACUGAUCAAGAAUUAAUUUUCCUCACAACCAACCAUCGAUAUGGCAGUCUGCAACUCUUGCAAUCCCACCCUCCGAUCACAUACUUUCCUUUGUUCUUUUUUCUUCUUCUACUUUGUGAUCACCCUUUACUACUUCACCCUUCAUGCAAAUGCACUGAGUUUCGACUUAACCAAUGUUAAUCAAAUGCUUGAAAAUGUCACCAUAAUAGGAGAUGCUAUUUUUUCCAACGACGGCAUCCAAAUCACUCCAAACGAAGUGUGGAAAGUCGGUCGAGCCACAUGUAAAGAUGAAUUUCACCUUGGGGACAAAGCUUCUGGAACACUGACGGAUUUCAACACCUCUUUCUUGUUUGAUAUUGAUUCAGAACGAAGCUCGAAAUUUGCAGAUGGUUUUACAUUCUUCCUCAUUUCUCACGAUUCCCCAUCCAGUUUAACCAAGGCUGGCUACCUGGGUCUUCCAAAGGAACCCCCCUCACAGAAUCAAUUUGUUGCUGUGGAGUUUGAUACCUAUCCAAAUGAAUGGGAUCCACCGGAAACUCACGUAGGUAUCAAUAUCAACUCUCUCACAUCUAGUGCUACUGCAACUUGGUACAACAACAUAACGUAUGGAAAAGAUAACAAAGCCUGGAUUAGUUAUGAUUCUAGUUCUAAAAAUUUGAGUGUUGUUUUCACUGGAUAUACAAAUAAUACUAGUGUUAAAAGUGUCCUUAGUUAUCCAAUUGAUCUAAGGAAUUACUUACCAGAAUGGGUUACAAUAGGCUUCUCAGCUGGAACAGGAAUAUAUUCUGAGAAACAUAUUAUUAAAUCAUGGUCAUUCAAUUCAAGUCCCAAUCUCAGUCCAAGUCUAAGAAACAAAAAGCCACUAGUAGUGGGAUUGACUGUAGGAUCAUUUGGUUUGGUUUGUGGGUUGGCUUUGUUUGUGUUUGUCUUGUGGAUGAAAAGGACAGAUGAGGAGGUUGCAUCUAAUAUGUCCAUGGAUAAUGACUUUGAGGUAGGUACUGGGCCAAAGAAGUUUUCGCAUGGUGAAUUGCUUCGUGCAACAAAUAAAUUUGCGGAUAUACUUGGACGGGGAGGAUUUGGUGAGGUUUAUAGAGGUUUUUUGAAGGAAUCCAACUCCAAUGUUGCUGUGAAGAGGAUAUCAAAGGGAUCAAAACAGGGAAGAAAGGAGUAUGCAUCUGAAGUGAAGAUCAUUAGUCGGUUGAGGCACAAAAAUUUGGUGCAACUACUUGGUUGGUGUCAUGAGAAAAGAGAAUUGCUACUUGUUUAUGACUUCAUGGAAAAUAGAAGCUUAGAUUACCAUCUCUUCGAAGAAAAAAGCUUGUUGACAUGGGCGAUGAGGUACGAAAUUGCUCAAGACUUGGCCUCAGCAUUACUUUACCUACACGAAGAAUGGGAACAAUGUGUAUUGCAUAGGGAUAUAAAAUCAAGCAAUGUCAUGCUAGAUUCAAAUUUCAAUGCUAAACUAGGGGAUUUUGGAUUAGCUAGGCUUGUCGACCACGACAAAGCUUUGCACACAACAGGUUUUGCAGGGACUAUGGGUUACGUGGCACCUGAAUACCUAGUUACACACAAAGCUAGUAAAGGAUCAGAUAUUUAUAGUUUUGGAAUUGUGCUAUUAGAGAUAGCUUGUGGAAGAAAAUCCAUUGACUCCAAGGUCCCAGAAAGUCAAAUGAUAUUGGUGCAGUGGGUUUGGGAUCUCUAUGGUACCAGUAGAUUUCUUGAAGCGGCAGAUCCGAAGAUACGUACAGAGUUUGUUCAAGAACAAAUGGAACGUUUGAUGAUUGUUGGGCUCUGGUGUGCUUACCCCAAUCACAAUCUCCGACCUUCAAUUAGGCAAGCAAUUCAAGUGCUUAAUUUUGAAGCUCCAUUGCCGAAUCUCCCAACAGAGAUGCCCGUGCCAACAUUUGUUACACCUAUGGUGAAUGCUUCUUCAUCUUUGGUUUCUUGUACCCAUGGCUCUAUUACUUUUUCUAAUAGCGGUCGAUUGUAGUCUUCAAGCUAUAGUUACCAUGGAGGAGGGGGCUUCGGCUUCGACCUCUUCCUCCUUUAACUCCUAUUUUCUUCUUUCCUUUUCUUUGCCUUUUUGCUUAAAUAACCUUGGAAACUUUGUCUUUCCAACCCUCUCUGUCUUUGUGAGACAUUUCUUCACCGGAUUUGCCUUCUCCCUUCUCCUCCACCUCACUCUAGCGCCGUCACUACCUCACUGCCAUCGAAUCUUCCACUACCCUUUAAAUAUGCCACCUCCCAGUCUCCAACCUCCACGGCCCUGCCACCGCUUCUCCAUUUCUUCAUCUCCACUAUAUCUGCCUUCGGCCGUCGUUUCUGUCGCCGUCUUCCCACCGCUGCCUUUGGGAUUGAAGGGUUUUUUUGGUUUUGUUAUCUUUUUGUUUAUUUGUGUUUGGUUGUGUGGCUUGGGUUCCAUUGAUGGUGUAAUUACAGCUUACCUUCUCUGUGGAUGUAGCCUAUGUUUUGCGAGCUUUGAGUCUUGAUUUAUUCAUAGCUUCUCCUUGGACUUUGUUUUGAGUAUUUUUUUUACUUUGUUUGGUGUAAGCUUAUAUCUUGUUGGCAUAAAUCCCUUUGUAAGUGCGGUUUGGCUUUAUUUAAUGAAAAUUUCUCUUGAUAAAAAAAAGUUAUA